Messenger RNA from Gambusia affinis (western mosquitofish), 5066 nucleotides. Its product is annotated as ephrin type-A receptor 7-like. The transcript has 18 exons. Bases 142 to 3207 code for a protein of 1021 amino acids. Gene Ontology annotation, molecular function: transmembrane-ephrin receptor activity; protein binding; ATP binding. Gene Ontology annotation, biological process: axon guidance; protein phosphorylation; cell surface receptor protein tyrosine kinase signaling pathway. Gene Ontology annotation, cellular component: plasma membrane; neuron projection. NCBI's taxonomy places the organism in Eukaryota, Metazoa, Chordata, Actinopteri, Cyprinodontiformes, Poeciliidae. The record is from RefSeq and is a predicted model, not a curated record.
ACAGAAAUGCCUGAGCGCGGAGCGGCGCGUCACCAGACGGAUCGGAUCUGCGCUCGUGCUGACGGAGCGUCUCUGCCGCGGAGCCAGAAAUGAUCAGAACCCCGCGGACUGGACCCGAACCCGAACCCGAACCCAACCAACAUGGAUGUGUGUAGAACCCUGGCGGCGCUGCUGUGGGUCCUGCUGCUGAGGCGGGUCCAGGUCUGCCAGGCGGAGGAAGUUGUGCUGCUGAACUCCAAGGAGACGCAGGCAGAACUGGGUUGGACCUCCUUCCCCCCAAACGGAUGGGAGGAGAUCAGCGGCGUGGAUGAGAAGUACAAGCCGAUCCGGACCUACCAGGUGUGUAACGUGAUGGAGCCCACGCAGCAGAACAACUGGCUGCAGACGGGCUGGGUGGCGCGCCGCGGCGGACAGCGCAUCUUCGUGGAGCUGCAGUUCACGCUGCGCGACUGCAACAGCAUCCCCGGCGUGGCCGGUACCUGCAAGGAGACGUUCAACCUGCUGUACGUGGAGUCGGACCGGGACCUGGGCGCCGUGACCCGGGAGGACCGCUACUCCAAGAUAGACACCAUCGCCGCCGACGAGAGCUUCACGCAGGGAGACUUGGGGGAGAGGAAGAUGAAGCUCAACACGGAGGUGCGGGAGAUCGGGCACCUCAACCGGAAGGGCUUCCACCUGGCCUUCCAGGACGUGGGCGCGUGCGUCGCCCUGGUGGCCGUCCGCGUGUACUACAAGCGGUGCCUGGCCACCGUGCAGAACCUGGCCGUGUUCCCCGACACGGUGGCCGAGGCCGCCUUCGCCACGCUGGUGGAGGUCCGCGGCGGCUGCGUCAACAACUCGGAGGUGGACAGCGACAGCCCUCCCAGGAUGCAUUGCAGCGCCGAGGGGGAGUGGCUGGUGCCCAUCGGGAAGUGCAGCUGCAGCGCCGGCUACGAGGAGGGCCACAGCAGCUGCGAAGCGUGCCCACCUGGAUCCUACAAGAUGUCGUCGCGGCAACAGGAGUGUUUUCCGUGUCCGGCCAACAGCGUGGCAGAGGAGGAAGGAUCGGUGGUGUGUGUGUGUGAGGAAGAUCACUUCAGGACUCCUCUGGACAGCCCCUCCACCCCCUGCACAAGGCCGCCCUCCCCGCCCAGGAGCCUGCGCUUCUCCCUGCGGCAGUCCUCCCUGGUCCUGGACUGGGCCCCGCCCUCGGACUCCGGCGGCCGCGUGGACCUGACCUACAGCGUGGGCUGCCGGCGCUGCGGCCCGACCCGCUGCGAGCCGUGCGGGCCGGGCGUGGGCUUCGUGCCGCAGCAGGUGGGGCUGACGGAGCGCACGGUGACGGUGGUCAACCUGCUGCCCAACACCAACUACACCUUCAGCGUGGAGGCGCUGAACGGCGUGUCGGACCUGCUGCCCAGCAAGAGCUUCUACACACAGGUCAACGUGUCCACCAGCCUGCCCCCUCCAUCUCUGAUCAGUGAGCUGCGAGCGGAGAAGGUCGAGGAGAAGAGCGUCACGCUGGUGUGGAGGGAACCGCCGAACCCAAACAGCAGCCGCACCGAGUACGAGGUCAAGUACUACGAGAAGGACCAGAAGGACCAGAGUUAUUCCACGGUGAAGACGGCCGCCACUCGGAUCAUCGUCAACAACCUGAAACCUGGAACCACCUACGUCUUCCUCAUCCGUCCCUUCUUGACUCCGACUCCGUCCUCGUCCUUGUCUUCUUCUGCUGUCUCAUCGACCUCUUCUACGUCUGCCUCCUCUUCCUCAUCUUCAUCCUCCUCUUCCUCUUCCACUCCUCCUCCCAUCGACUACGGAGCAUUCAGCGCGCCGCUGGAGCUGCAGACUUUGGGCGAGUUAGCCCUGGCGUCCAGCGAACAGAACCCGGUGGUGAUCAUCGUCAUCGUGUCGGUGGCUGCGCUCAUCAUGCUGCUGUCCAUGGGGGCGGGGCUUCUCAUCUGGAGGAGACAGUGCGGCUACAGCAAAGCCUCCCAGGAGGGAGACGAGGAGCUCUACUUCCAGUUUAAGAUCCCGACACGGAGGACCUACAUCGACCCGGAGACGUGUGAAGACCUGCUGCAGGCCGUCCACGCCUUCGCCAAGGAGCUGGACAACCAGAGCAUCAAGAUAGAGAGGAUCGUCCACACAGGUGACUUUGGGGAGGUGUGCCGCGGCUGCCUGAAGCUGCCCAGUAAGCGGGAGCUGCCGGUCGCCAUCCGGACGCUGCGGGCCGGCUGCUCAGACAAGCAACGCCGCUCCUUCCUGAGCGAGGCCGGCAUCCUGGGCCAGUUCGACCACGCCAACAUCAUCCGGCUGGAAGGCGUCAUCACCACCGGAAACACGAUGAUGAUCGUGGAGGAGAGCAUGACCAACGGAGCCUUGGACUCCUUCCUCAGGAAACACGAAGGCCAGCUGAGCGUCAUGCAGCUGAUGGACAUGCUGACCGGAGUGGCUUCAGGGAUGAAAUAUCUCACUGAGAUGGGAUUCGUCCACAAACGGCUGGCGGCGCACAAGGUUCUGGUGAACUCCAACCUGACCUGCAAGGUGUCGGGCUUCAGGCCGCUUCAGGAGGAAAAGAUCGACUCCAUCUACACCACGCUGCACGGAGGGAAGAGCGUGGUUCUGUGGACCGCCCCGGAGGCCAUCCAGUACCGCCGCUUCUCCUCGGCCUCCGACGUCUGGAGCUUCGGCAUCGUCAUGUGGGAGGUCAUGUCCUACGGAGAGAGGCCCUACUGGGACAUGGGCACCCAGGAUGUCAUUAAGGCCAUCGAGGACGGCUUCAGGCUGCCGGCUCCGGUCAACUGCCCCCCCCACUUGCACCAGUUGAUGCUGGACUGCUGGCAGAAGGAGCGGGCGGAGCGGCCCGGGUUCAGCCAGAUCCACUCGGCGCUCAGUAAGAGCGUCCGCUCUCCGGACGGGAUCGGCUCGUCCACGCUGGCGCGCAGGACGCUGAGCUCGUCCAUCUCCCUGGCCGAGCGGCCGCUGCCCUCCUUCCCGUCCUUCAGCUCGGUGGGAGAGUGGCUGGACGCCGUGGACAUGGGCCGCUACAAGGACAACUUCACCGCUGCAGGAUACUGCUACCUGGAGUCUGUGGCUCGCAUGACCGUACAAGACGUGCUGAGCCUGGGCGUCACCUCCCUGGACCACCAGAAGCUGAUCCUGGCCGCCAUCCAGACGCUGCGGGCGCAGGUGAUCCAGAUGCACGGCCGGGGGGUGCAGGUCUGACCGGGGGGUCGGUCCGGGUCUGACUGGGGGCUCCGGGUCUGACCCAGGCCAGCGGACUCUUGACUCCUCUUCCAUUCCUUCAUCCUUCCUUCCUGUUUUCAAGAGGAGGUGAGCGGCGCGACCCGAGAACCCCAGAGGAGUGAUGUCAUGUGACCUUUGUGACCUCUGCCGCUCCCUCCAGCCAAUCAGAGCCCCGGACGGACAGGUUUGAUGGAAAGUCCCUUUAAGACAAACCUUGGCAGACGGACUCGUGUUUCCACGUUGAUCCGACCGACCAACUGGAGCGGGCCUUGUGGGCGGGGCUUCACCGGUGGCCCAAUCAGAAACAGAGGUUGUAAAAGGUUCAAACUGUCGAGUUUUUCUUCUCCUUGGUGCUUUUUCCUGGUUUUCUUUGUGCUGGACGUCAUUUCAGUAACAGUCCUCAUGUUUCUGUGUUUACAGGUUCAGCUCAAAAAACUGGAAUAUCAGGAAAAAUUCAGUUUUUUCUGUCUGAUUUCAGAAACUUCUUGUAAUUCUGAUGAUUAAAUCUCAGAGCAGGAAAAGCCAAAGUGGUGGUGUGACACCAACACGCUGAAGGAGCUCGUUGUUCAGAGUUCUGUGUCCAAGCAUAUUCAUGGAAGAUUGAGUGGAAGGAAAAAGUGUGGUAGGAUAAGAUGCUGCAGCAACUGGGAGAAUCUGGAGGAACUCCAGCAGGAACUGGGAGAAAAAAGACAAAAAUGUUUCUCAAAAAUCUGAUAUUUCUGCUUAAAAUAUUAUCUUAUUGAUCUGAUGUAAUAUUCUAAUUUUCUGACAGACAAAAUUUUGGGUUUUUAAUACUUUAUUUAUCUGUGACCAUUUUUGGAUUUGUCUCCUAUUUAUUUCAUUUUAUUUGAUUUUCUGACACUGACUUUUAGUUGUUUUUUUGUUGUCUAUUUAUUUAUUUAUUGAUAUUAGAUUUUCUGAGAAAAUAAAUUUUGGGAUUUCAGUCUUUAAUUCAUUUUUUAAAUAAUUUUUUAAUAUUCAGGUUUUCUGAGAGUUUUUGGGAUUUCAGGCUCUUGUUUUACUUUAUUUUAUUUUCAUUAUUUUUUAUGUGAAGCAGAUUUUGGAUUUUCAUUCUGAGCCAAAAUCAUCAGAACUACUAGAAACAAAGGAUUAAAAUAUUUCACUCUGUGUGUGAAAUAUGAUUGAUUAAUUGAUUGAUUGAUUGAUUGAUUGAUUGAUUGAUUGAUUGAUUGAUUGAUUGAUUGAUUGAUUGUAACGUGGUCCUGCUUGCUGAGAUGAGGGACAGAAAUGUUUUUCAGUUUAUGGUGUUUUCCAGGCACUGCGCCCCCUGGCGGCCGUCCUGCUGUAAACAUAUUUAUCCAUAUUUAUUCUCUCCACAGAGGAAGGUUUUAUUCGUCUGGUUCUGUUGGGUUUGGACUCGGAACCGGCAGAGGGAUGUUUGAACUGUCGGUACACAGUAUCUGUGCGUUCCUGAACUUUAACUGGACUCGCUGGUUCUGUGGCAGCAUGUGUGAUUCCUGCUGUAAACAUGAUGUUGUUGCACUUCUUCUUCUUCUUCUUCUCUGCGCGGUGAGCUCACGGUCCGGGUCGUUUGGGUUUCUUCUUCUUGACCCGCUCACCGCUCCCAGCCCAGCUCCACGUUUCCAGUUUUGAUGUUUAAUACUGUAAAUAUGUAUCUGAAAUGCCAAAUCUAUUUUUAUAAUUUGUUUGAAUAACGUGUUGAUCUAAUACCUGCUCACCGUGUAAAAGUUUUACUGGUUCCGUUUGGAAUAUAAAACAGAUUGAUAAACAUUUCUUUCUGAUGAUUUUUACCUGACUGAAGGAAAUCCGAUGGCUGUUGCAAUAUUUAAACGUGUUAUUAAAAAAGUCCAACACCA